AUGAAAUAUACUAAAUGGAAUUUUAUGAUGUCAGUUCUUGGCAUCUUCAUCUAUAUAUUUGAUUUGAUUGUGGACAUAUGGGUGUCUGUCAAGUUUUUCCAUGAAGGACAACAUGUUUUUGGUGUUUUAACAGUAAACUUCAUGCUCUUUGGAACAUUUGUAGUUCAGUGUUUUAGUUAUUCUUGGUACAGGGCUGACUUAAAGAAAGCAGGCCAAGAAAGUCAGGAUUGUUUUCUUCUACUUCAUUGCUUGCAAGGAGGAGUUUUCACAAGGUAUUGGUUUGCCUUGCAAAAGGGUCACCAUGUGGCUUUCAAAUGUGGCAGCAAAGCUAAUAACUUCAUUGAAGAAGAAAUUGAUCCACAUAAAGAAGUUAUAGAUAGAGUGACUGAUUUGAGCAUGCUCAGGCUAUUUGAGACCUACCUGGAAGGUUGCCCACAACUUGUUCUUCAGCUGUACAUCCUUAUGGAGCAUGGUCAAGUGAAUUUCAGUCAGUAUGCAGCCAUCAUGGUCUCUUGCUGUGCUAUCUCUUGGUCGACAGUUGAUUUUCAAAUAGCUCUAAGGAAAUCCUUGUCUGAUAAAAAUCCCUUUAAUGGACUUUGUCCCAAAUUGACUUACCUCUUUUAUAAGUUGUUUACAUUAUUUUCUUGGAUGUUGAGUAUUGUACUUCUACUGUUCUUAAAUACUAAGAUUGCUUUGUUUCUUUUGUUAUUUCUUUGGUUUUUAGGUAUAAUUUGGGCAUUUAAAAAGCAAACUCACUUUUGUGCUUCCAUAGGUAUGGAAUUCUUAUACAGGAUUGUUGUUGGAUUCAUUCUGGUUUUUACAUUUUUUAAUAUUAAGGGACAGAAUACCAAAUGUCCAAUGUCUUAUUAUUAUAUUGGAAAGGUACUAGCCACAUUGUGCAUACUGAUUGUCCUCUGGUUCUUCCCACCCCCUAUUGUAAAUUCAGACUAUCUUAUACUUAUCAGUAUCACUACAGCUGUUACUCUUCUCCUUGGAAUUAUUUUUCUUAUUGUAUAUUAUGGGACUUUUCACCCAAAUAGAAGUGAAGAAAAGAAACCUGAUGAAAUUGAUGGAAAACUAGUUCAAAAAGAUUGUAGAAUGAGGUAUUUUCUAAUGGAAUAA
Molecule: messenger RNA, 1122 nt
Organism: Orycteropus afer afer
Lineage: Eukaryota; Metazoa; Chordata; Mammalia; Tubulidentata; Orycteropodidae
Gene: XKR9
Product: XK related 9
Exons: 3
Coding region: 1-1122 (373 amino acids)
Biological process (GO): phosphatidylserine exposure on apoptotic cell surface; engulfment of apoptotic cell; apoptotic process involved in development
Cellular component (GO): plasma membrane
Source: RefSeq, a predicted model, not a curated record